Molecule: messenger RNA, 2187 nt
Organism: Salvia hispanica
Lineage: Eukaryota; Viridiplantae; Streptophyta; Magnoliopsida; Lamiales; Lamiaceae
Source: RefSeq, a predicted model, not a curated record
AUGGAAGGAGUGUCUUCAGCAGCCAUUGAAGUUCUUCUCCAAAACCUCAUCAACCUUUUCAAGGAUGAGUACUCUCUGCUUCGAGGUCUCGAUGGAGAUGCACAGCAGCUGCAGAGGACUCUGGGGAUGAUUCAAGCCUACUUGAAUGAUGCUGAGAAGAAAUCUAUCACCCAAGAUGCUGUCAAGAUAUGGUUGAGGGAGCUUGAAGCCAUGGCUUUCGAUGCAGACAAUGUCCUGGAUGAACUCAACUAUCAUCUUCUCCACAAAAAAGUACAGAAGAUGAAAUCAUCCAAGGAUAAGGUACUCUCAUGCUUCUCAUCCUUUAAUGGAAUUUCACGUCGGCGUGAUAUGGCUUACACAAUCAAACAAAUCAAUGCUACUUUUGAGUGUAUGAACAAAAGGGCAACAGAGCUUGGCAUUCAAAGCAUGGUUCUGAAUGCACCUGCUGCUGCUGCUCAUACUUCCACUGAGACGGAUUCGUUCAGUCUUGAUCCAAUUUUUAUUGGAAGAGAUGAUGAUGUGCCUAAACUAGUUCACAUGCUCACCGAGGUCCAGGAUGAUCGGAUCUUUUCCAUGGUCGCCCUUGUCGGAAUGGGGGCUCGAUUCGGAUCACUUAUUUGGGUUCAUGUUUCCCAAAAUUUUGAUCCAAUCAGUCUUUUAAAAAUUCUUUCAGCAUUGGUUUCAGAUAUUGGUGAUGGAGGUGAGAACAGAGAACUUAUGUUGAAAAAGCUUCAAGAAUCUCUCAAGGGUAAAACCUAUCUUCUUGUUCUUGAUGAUAUAUGGAAUGAUGAUGUUUCGAAAUGGGAAGACUUUAUAAACUCCAUAUUGGGAGUUACUUCUACUAAUGGAAAUGGCAUUAUCAUCACCACCAGGAGUGAAAAAAAUGAAGAUUGUUGGUCUAUAAUCAAAGCCAAAACUUUUGAUGAAAAUGGUGAAGUUCCAUCACGAUUCGAGAUGAUUGGAAGAAAGAUUGCUAAAAGAUGUCAGGGUAUGCCCUUAGCUGCCAAUGUAGUCGGGGAGUGCUAUGGUAAGCCUGAAGAAGAGUGGAGCUUCAUCAAAGAAAAUUGGUUUUCAGAUGCUAAAGGAGGUGAAAAUAUCUCAAAAAUACUGAAAUUGAGCUAUGAUCACCUCUCUUCACCAUCGCUCAAUUGCCGCGGAGAUUGUAGAUUAACUAGUCUCCAAACACUACCUCACUUCAUAGUAGGCAAAGAGAAGGGCUACCAAAUUGAAGAGGUUGGAAGUUUGAAGAAUCUCAAAGGAACACUAGUGAUUCGUAAUCUAGAGAUGGUGCGUGAUAAGGAAGAGGCUCUGAAAGCAAAUAUGUUUCAGAAGCCAAACUUAUUUGAUUUGGUGUUUCAAUGGGAUAAAGGUAGAGAAGAUGAAACAAAUGAUGAGAGUGUACUGGAAGGCCUCCAACCUCAUGCUAAUCUAAAGAAGUUGGAGAUUGUCGGAUUCAAAGGAAAUGAUUUCCAACAUGGACUGAGAAGAUGGCAAUACAUGAUGGGCCUCAAGGCUCUUCGGAUUGAAGAAGGUGAGGCUCAUAAAUACUUCAUUCAAUCAGUUAACGUCACUCCAAAUAGAAGAAAUCUCACAUAUUUUGGAAUAUGCAACUGUCAUGUGUUGAGAGAAUUACCAGAUGGCUUGGACACGCUCACCUUUCUGAAGAAUUUGCUUAUUUGGGGUUGUGAGAAUCUGAAGUCGAUUGGGAAUCCAAGUGGUGGAGCAAGACAAUCAGAAGGGAUCCUCCGUGGGCUAAGAAUUAUAGAAUGCGGAGAGCUGAUGGAGUUGCCGUGUGAAAUGCUAGAGUUGUGGGCCCCUACAAUUAAGUAUCUCUCAUUGGAGAGAUUAAGGAGGCUAAAGAAUCUACCAGUGCUAAUCGACUGCCUCGCUAAAUCAUCUACUUGUCUCACACAAUUGAAAAUCAAAGGUGUUCCUAAAUUGAUGGCUGCUAGUAGUGGUAAUGUUGAGAGUUGGGAUCUUAGCAGCUUGAAAGAAUUAGAUGUAGAUGUGAGUGUGGAAUGGUCAAGAGAGGAUAGUGUUGGCAUUGCAGAGACUGUGGAAGGAAUGCUGCAGAGAUGCUGCAACUCACUUAAUAACUUACAUUUUAAGGGGUGGAAAAUUGGGCAUGGCUGCCCCAAUCAAUUCAAAAUCUCACUGUUCUUGAUUGGUUAUGGUUGGAGAAUAUAG